Ascoidea rubescens DSM 1968 is the source of this 1811-nucleotide messenger RNA. It is a transcript of the gene BOR1, whose product is annotated as Bor1p. The record is from RefSeq and is a predicted model, not a curated record. Gene Ontology annotation, biological process: borate transport; monoatomic ion homeostasis; transmembrane transport. Gene Ontology annotation, molecular function: borate efflux transmembrane transporter activity; solute:inorganic anion antiporter activity. The transcript has a single exon. Gene Ontology annotation, cellular component: plasma membrane; fungal-type vacuole. Lineage: Eukaryota; Fungi; Ascomycota; Saccharomycetes; Ascoideales; Ascoideaceae. Bases 237 to 1811 code for a protein of 524 amino acids.
CUUCUGCUUCUUCUGCUUCUUUUCAUUUUAUUUUUCUGUUGGGAAAUGACGUUGAGCAUAUAAACAACAACAUCUGUAAAUUAUCUGAUAAUGACAAUAACAAAACAGAAAAAACCGUGAGCGAUUUAAGCAUGAAAUUACAGGUCUAAGGUUGGAAAGUUUUGCAACUUUUCUAACUUGAAGCUUUUCCAAUUAUCCAACUUUUAUUUUAUUAAUAGGGGAAUUUUAAGUAGAUAAUGAAAAUUAAAAGGUUGAAGAUUGGGCAUGGGAUCUAUAAAGAUGUCAAAGGUCGAUUGCCGAUAUAUUUAACAGAUUGGGUAGAUGGAAUGAAUUAUCGAGUUAUUCCAUCAACAAUUUUUUUAUAUUUCAUUAAUUUGUUGCCAGCAAUUGCUUUUGCGCAAGAUUUAUUUGACAAAACUGACAAUACGUAUGGUUUGAAUGAGAUUUUAUUGUCGAAUGCCAUUGGAGGUAUUGCUUUCGGAAUAUUUGCUGGCCAACCAUUGGUGAUUGUUGGGGUUACAGGACCAAUAGCUAUAUUCAAUAUAACCGUUUAUGAUUUGGUGAAAAAUAAAAAGGACUGUGCCUAUUUUUCAUUCAUUGGAUGGACUUAUAUUUGGGGUAUGAUUAUACAUUUUAUAAUUGCGAUACUUGAUGGAGUUAGGUUUAUUAGAUAUAUUACAUCAUAUUCUUGUGAUACGUUUGGUUUGUUUAUCAAUUGUAUUUAUAUUCAAAAGGGGAUCGAGAUUUUAAUAGAACAGUUUGAAGUCAACGGCUUCGACGUUAAAGAAGAGAAUUAUUUGGCUAAUGGGUUUUUGUCGAUAGUUGUUUCUUUAUUAAUGGUGAUAAUAGGGGUUUCCAUCAACUUAAUUGGGAACUAUAGCAAUUAUUUCAGUCCCAAGAUCCGAAAAUUAUUAGUCGAUUACGGCACACCAUUCUGUGUUAUAUUUUUAAGUGGAUUUAACCAUUUUGGCGGACAUUUGAAAGAAGUUGAAUUGCAAAGGUUGAAUACUUCAAGAAGCUUUUCACCUAGUGAUAAUAUACUAAGAAAUGGAUGGAUAAUUAAAUUUUGGGAAGAUAUAUCGGUGUCAAAUAUAUUUCUUGCCAUACCCUUUGGAAUAUUGUUGACUUUCUUAUUUUAUUUUGAUCACAACGUCUCCUCAUUGAUGUGUCAAGGGAUCCAGUACCCAUUGAAAAAGCCAUCUUCAUUCCACUGGGAUUUCUUUGUGCUAGGAAUCACUACAGGAUUGUCGGCACUAUUGGGGAUUCCUGCGCCCAACGGGCUUCUUCCCCAGGCUCCUCUUCACACAGAGUCGUUGUGUGUUGGAGAACAGGACGAAGACGGGAAGAUGCUUAUCACAGAAGUCGUCGAACAGCGCGUGACGAACACAGCUCAGGGCCUAUUGACGUUGGCGACAAUAAGCAACCCGCUUCUCGUGGUGUUGGGGCUGGUGCCCCAGGCAGUGUUGGCCGGAUUGUUCUUAAUCAUGGGCUUGCUUGGGGUCGGAACAAACGAGGUCGGCAGACGCAUCAAGUACUGCGUGCUUGAAAAGAGAUUCCGGCCACCAGACAGCGUGUUCACCAAGCUUUCAUCGCUCAAGUGGUUGCACGUGUUUAUUGGGUUGGAGUUGCUUGCGUUCGCCGCAGAGUUUGGCAUAACCCAGACGAAGGGUGCAAUUGCGUUUCCAGGGGUGCUCUGCGUGUUUGUACUUGUUCCGUACUGUGCACGAUGGGUGUUUCCGCCGCACGAUCUCCGGUUAUUGGACGGCAAAGCAGUCAACCGGUUCAUACUCCAAAAUCUCAGUUCGGUGUAG